GCGAACCUUCUCUCAGCUUCCACCGCGUCGCCCGACCUCACAGCAUGCGCGACAGCAGCGCGGGAGAGCCGCAACAAGCUUCUCUAGACCAGCCACGCCGUUCUCUCCUCGACACCUUCGUGUCGCGUCGAUCCUUCCACCAACUGGGCUUGUUCUGCGCCGGCGCCACCUUCUUCACCGUCGCCCAGCUCAUCACCCGCCGCUCGCUCAUUCGUCGCUACAAGGCCAUCCUCCCACCCUUCUACCAUCCGAACAACCGCCCACAUGGCGAGGUCAACGGCGCCUUGGACGCGUUCGAGGCCUUCAACCUCGCCACCCUCCACGUCGUGAGCGCCAGCAUCAUGUUCGCCGGCGGCGCCAUGUGGGCCACCGACAUCAGCACCCUGGACGAUCUCAGGCAAAAGGUCAGGCAUAGAAUCGGCACGGGCGAUGAGGCGGCAUCCGAUCGGGAGAUUGAAGAAUGGGUGACCGAGGUCAUGGCCCGCAACGACAUGAAUUCUGCAAUCAAGGCAGCCACGGGCAUGGAUCUGCAGCAAAUCAUGGACAAGGCCAAGACGGAGGAGCAAAAGUCGGGAGACAAGGGCAAGAAUGCCUAGAGGCCGAGGACCCCGCGGGCGUAAAGCGGCCCCAGAACCCCGCAUAACUCGGGGCAAUCCCAAGGCCUAGGACGCAUUUCCGUGCGGCAUCUUCCGUACCACGGCCAAAACUGGCUUCGGGGUCCAUUUGUGUCCGUGAUUGACACGCCACGCCCAGCCCGGGCGAUCUACUCUCCACUCUACUCAAAUCCAUUUAUAGGCAUGGACGUCUUGGCCUUGUAGCCAGACUACACGUGCAGUUCCAGCCUGGCGAAUUGCUUCUCGAAAUGAGAUCUGCAAGUAAGCCUAUUGCGUCUGACCGUGCUUUUUCUCCGCCAGUCGUUCAGCUGUCCCUCCAGUGCAAGUCGACCACAUGGCCGCCUC
This is a messenger RNA of Aplosporella prunicola CBS 121167, 959 nucleotides long. RefSeq lists its product as uncharacterized. NCBI's taxonomy places the organism in Eukaryota, Fungi, Ascomycota, Dothideomycetes, Botryosphaeriales, Aplosporellaceae. The transcript is spliced from 2 exons. Gene Ontology annotation, cellular component: mitochondrion. The record is from RefSeq and is a predicted model, not a curated record. Bases 45 to 596 code for a protein of 183 amino acids.